Drosophila guanche is the source of this 3688-nucleotide messenger RNA. RefSeq names its product chaoptin. The coding region runs from base 9 to 3575 and encodes 1188 amino acids. The transcript is spliced from 3 exons. The record is from RefSeq and is a predicted model, not a curated record. Gene Ontology annotation, cellular component: extracellular matrix. Gene Ontology annotation, molecular function: protein binding. Lineage: Eukaryota; Metazoa; Arthropoda; Insecta; Diptera; Drosophilidae.
UUAGUACUAUGACACAUUCGCUGAUGACAUUGGAUAUCUCAGGAAACAAGAUGCAACAAUUACCCCUGGAGGCACUUCAGCGAUUGCACUCACUCACGCGACUCGUGGCGCAACGGAAUCACAUCACGACUUUGGAUGGCAAUUGGGAGGCCCAGCAAGACACACUUCGUUCGCUGCAUCUCGCGGACAACGACAUCACCGAGGUGUCACCGAAUGGCGGCGGAUCAUUGGAGCUCAUCUCCCCUAAUGAUAGCAGCUCACAUCCCUCGAGCUUGGCUGCGGUGCAGACCAGGCAGGAGGCAGGCAAUUCAGUGUAUCAGCCAUCUCCCAGCUCCGGAGAUCGUUCAGCCUUGGGUCAACCUUUUGAGAAGCUGCAGAAGCUGCUGUGGCUGGACCUGUCCAACAAUCGAAUCUAUCACGUCUCGGGCAACUAUCUGCCGCGAUCACUGGUGACGAUGGACUUGUCCAGCAACCUGCUGACCAUCUUCCCCCAGCAGCUCUUUGAGCAAUUGCCUGGUCUGAGGAUCGUGAGUCUGAGGGAUAAUCUCCUGAAGAGUGUGCAGUGGAAGGAGCUGCAAGUGCGGCCGUUACGCAUGCACUUGGAACGCCUAGAUCUGGGGCAGAACUGCAUUGAGAGCCUCGAGUCGGACUACUUUCAACAUAACUUUUCAGAUGUGCAUUUGAGGGCGCUCAACCUGGAGCAGAACUUUGUGACGCAGCUGCCGGCGGCGGUGUUCAAGACCACUGGGAUUGCCCACCUGGUGCUGGCCUUCAAUGCGAUUGGUCGAGUGCAUGCGGCUGCCUUCGAGGGCCUGACUGAUACCCUGGAAUACCUGGACUUGGAGCGGAACCGACUGACCACAGUGCCCGUGGCCAUAUCAUCGCUUCACCGCCUCAAAUACCUCUAUCUGACUUCCAAUGAGAUCAAUCAGCUAGUAAAUUUGCCAUCCUACACCGACAAUUUGCGAGUCCUCAGCCUGAGUGGCAACAACUUCAGCAUGAUCCCCAUUCUGGGGCUGAAAAACUACACACAGCUCUCCUAUCUGAACAUGGGCUACAACUCCAUCAUGGACAUACCCGAGGGCAUCUUUGCCGUCGAUUCGUGGGGCAGUAAUCUGCAGACAAUACUCCUGCGGAACAAUAAGAUCACGCAUCUGCACCUGGGAUCGUUUGCGGGUUUGGAUCAGAUACAGGAGAUUAGUUUGAGUUUCAACGACAUCACCAUCCAUCAUCCACUGGUAUUUGAGAAUGUCUCGAGAUCCCUGAAGAUACUGGAGCUCUCGUUUGCCGUCUUCCCGGCGAGAAGUCAGGAGAGUUUCGAUCCACUGGACGCUUUGCUGCCUCUGUCGCAGCUGAUUUGGCUGGGACUAGACAACAAUAAUCUGAAGAGUAUCUCGAACGAGUCCUUUGCGCAAAUGCGGGAGCUAAGCUACAUAAAUCUGAGCUUCAAUCAGCUGAAGGUCCUGAAACGAGGUCUCUUUAUGCCCGAUGUACACAGCCAUCUGGUGGAGAUAGACCUGUCCUACAAUGGCCUGGAGCACCUGGAGUCGCAGACCUUCCACAAUCUGGGCGAUCUGCAGACGCUAAAUCUGCAGUCGAAUCGUCUGAGGACGAUUGCGCGACACGCAUUCCACAACCUGGAGUUCCUACGCUACAUAGAUCUGUCCCACAAUCGGCUGGUCAACGUAUCCCAUGCGGCCUUCACAGUCCUGCCGAAUCUGGCCGCCCUGGAUUUGAUGCACAAUCAGCUGUGUUCCUUGUCGCUGAAGUCCUUCCACUACGUGUCAAAUGCGACGACUCCGCUACGCCUCAAUGUCAGCCACAAUCACAUCUCCAGCUUCGACGAUGAACUGAGCAGCUACAUGUACAUCUACCAGCUGGACAUCAGCCACAAUCACGUGUCCAAGUCGGAUAGCUUCAUGAACCUGGCCAACACCCUGAGACUCCUCAACCUCGCCCACAACUCGUUGGGCGCGCUGCAGAGUCAUGCUUUUGGUGACCUCGAAUUCCUGGAGAUUCUUAAUCUCUCCAACAAUAACCUCACCUCCCUGAGGCGUCGCAGCUUUCAGGGUCUGAACAGCCUGCAGGACCUAGACUUGAGUCACAACCAACUGGACCAACUGCAGGUGGAGCAGUUCUCCAAUCUGAGAAAGCUGCGGAUUCUGAAAAUCGGCUCCAACCGUCUGAGAGCUCUACCCCGCGAGGUAUUCAUGAACACACGCCUGGAGUUCCUCGAUAUAGGCGACAAUCAGUUGAGUGUGUGGCCCGUGCCGGCCUUCACGGACAUUGGCUUCACCCUCAGGUCCAUACAGAUGUCACGCAACAAUCUGGAGUACCUGGAUGCCUCGAUGUUCAUAAAUUCGCAGUUCCUGUAUGACAUCAGUCUGGCCCGGAAUCGCAUCACCAUCCUGCCGGACAACACCUUCAGCUUCCUGAACAAUCUCACCAAUCUGGAUCUAUCGCAAAACCCCCUGGUCACGACCAAUCUGCGCGAGGUGUUUGUUCACACGCCGCGCCUUCGAAAGCUAAGCCUGCAUCACAUGGGGCUGUAUGUGCUGCCGCCGCUGAAGCUGCCGCUGCUCUCGUACCUGGACGUGAGUGGCAACUACUUGCAGGAACUGUUGCCGCUGGGCUCGAUGCGGCACCUGAGGCACGUCAAUGUGUCCCAAAAUAAACUCAUCAAUGCCAGUUGUGCCGUAGAGCAUCUACCGCCCUCGGUGAGGGUGCUCGACCUCGCCCAAAAUCCUCUGCGACGCAUUACGCUGCACGAUCUGGUCAGCCUGAGGCAUCUGGCCGAGCUGAACAUCCUCGACGUGAAGGUGUCCAAUCCACAGGCCUUCUCUAAGCUGCGCUCGCUUCGGAAACUCCAUGCCAGCUCCCAUGCGAAUCUGGGCGAGAUUGUGGCCAGAAUUCCAGGACUCCAGCAGCUGAGAGUGCACUGCCUGGAGCCCAACAUUGGGGCUCAGUUCUUCGCCAAAUUGGCCAACAACACGAAACUGCGGCUCGUCGAGCUGUACGGCAUCAAUGUCCAGACCAUAUCGCCCGAAGUCUUCACGGGCCUCGCCCGCAAUCAACAACUGCAAGUGAAGAUAUCCCACACACGCAUCUCCGACCUACCACCGGGAAUUUUUUACACGCUGCGCGAGGUGCCGCAUCUCUCCAUCGACAUAUCGCACAAUCGCAUCAAUGCUCUGGCCGCCGAUAGUUUCUAUCCGAACAAGAGCUACUGGGAUGCCGUGGGCACUCGCAGCAUCAUGGGCGGCCUCAUUACCUCGCACAAUCCGCUGGAAUGCGAAUGCGGAUUGGUCUGGUUCGGGCACUGGCUGCGACGAUGGUUGCGUGAAUCGGCCCAGAUCAAGGUCAUUCAGAAAGAUGACCUCAAGCGCAUGGUUCAGCGCGCCCGUUCCAACACGUGCCAUGACCCUACAUCGGGUCUUCAUCUGCCAAUCCUGGAGAUCUUUCCCGAGGAUCUGCUGUGCCAGGCGAGUGCUUUGAGUAGCUCCGGCCAGCGACUGUUUCUGCUAUCCUUCGCCAUGGCCCUUCUGCUGCCCAUCAUGACGACGAUGAUCCUUUGAUGUUGGCUUUAGUUGGCGGCCAAGUAAGUUGUGUGGUAGAAGUAACUGUAACUCUGAAGUAACUGAACUAACCAUUGAUUGUAUGAUAUGUAGAUAUUAAAUAUAUAUUCUAA